AUGGAUUUGAGGAGUUUGAUGAACACGUCCGAUGAUGGGGGGGAGAGGCCGCGUGCUGCUGCUGCUGCUGCUGCCGCUGCCGCCGCCGCUGGUGGCCCUCCUCCGGGCCAUCCUACUCAUGUUCACGCCCAUGGCCAUCAGCAUCCACCUCCUCAGCAUCUCGCGCCGAAGCAUCAGCGUCAUCCGCAACAGCAGCAGCAGCACCACCACCAACAACAGCAGCAGCAGCAGCAGCAGCAGCAACAGCAACAACCGCCACCACAGCCACCGUACCAGCAACAGGCCCCCACGACGCCUUCCCAGGCUACGACGGCCUACGCCUUCAGAGAAUCGGCGUACAGUCACGCAUUGCAUUCAUCCCCCGGUAAACCGCCAGCACCUCAGGAAUAUGCCGUACAUCCCCAGGCCUCGACCCCGUCGUAUCCUCCGCAGUCGCCUUAUCAGACUCCGGGCCCGUAUCCCGGCCGGCCAGCGCCGCCGCCCCUUCAAGCUGGUGCUCCUGCCCCUUAUGCCGAUGCGCGAUCACCCCAGAGUGCAUCCAUGCCAGGCCCGUCUCCGUAUCGUCAUACGCCGACAUCUUCCGUUAGCGGUCCCAGUGGAGGUUACCCCUUCCCGCCGACCGGUCCGUCUCAGGAAGCUGCCAGCCCUGUGCAACGACACCAGCAAUAUCCGCCAUCCAACGCGUUCCCCCCGAGAGACGGCUAUCCUCAUCCAUCUGGUGCAACCGCGCCUCAGUACGCUCAACAGCAGCAACCGCCGCCACCGCAGCAGCAUAUGCCUCAAACACCGCCCAUUGGGACCCCUGUUAGCGGACACCCAUAUCUUCAUCAGCGCUCACAAUCAAACCAUUCAACUCCUACACCUACAUCUGCUCAUAGUCAGCAUCCGCAGCAUCCCGGCCAGCCAUAUCCUCUUCACGGCAGUCCUGUGGCGACGACGCAUCCGCCGCCCGAUUUCAACCGGCAGCUCUCGCAGCCUCCGACCCCACUGGGCCCGCCCCAGACCGGGCCUCGACAAUCUUCCACUGCACCAAGCUUUACACAACCACAAAGCCCGUAUCAACAGAGACUAUCCGCCUCACACCUCGCUCAAGCCACACCUCCACCACCACCUCCCCCAGUUCGCAUGCCCAGUUCCUCCCACAGCACCCACGAACGAAGAUCAUUAUCACAUAGUGAACGCGACCGAAGUAUUAGCGUCAGCCCCAAGACCAGGAUACCAAGUUUGCCGAGUAGCAUUGGUGGGCAGACAGAACCAGAAGUGCGACCACACCCAAGCGUCACCAACAUGGUGGAACCCGAACGCGAACGCGCUGCGACGCCCGCCAAGAGAAAACUCGCCGACCGAGACUUGAGUCCCAGGGAAUUGGAACGGAAGGAGCCACGACCCCCGCCGGCAGAGCUCAAUGGCGGACCCGCCAUCUCUAGGUCACCCGUGAUGCAACGAAAGAGAAAGAUCCACGCGACACCCCCAAUUUGGGCUCAGACUUGGAAUGCUCGAGAAAAUAAGAGGCUCAAGCUGGCCAAUUUCGAGCUCCAGAAACGAGGGCCACCGCACAUCAAUGGCAAGUCCGAGUCUGUCAAGCAGGAUAGCACCAGCCGCCAUACCUCACCAGAGGCAGCGCGAUCCACCGCUCCUCCAGUUCAAGAACCGCCCCCGCCGCCAAAGGCCGAAAGUCUGCUUGGUCCUUGGGAGGAAAGCAUCCUCGGUACUCGACCUUACGAAGAGCUGUCUAAGACGAUCGCCGAUUUCUUAUUCAAGAAUGUCACGCUCCAUCCUGAUAGUGGGGAGAUAAUAGGACGUGGCGUGCAGUUCGAAAUCGAGGCCAAGAUGGGACAGCUCAUCGACAGAGACACCAAUGAUCGUGUCGAGAGAGCGAUAGGUUCGGAAUGUGUUCUGCACGAUACCGGGCGUCUAGCUUUCAGAAGCAGCAUGACUGAGGCUCAGCACAAAGGUCUCAACGAAUUCCUCAACACCAUGGUUGUGCAGACCGAUCCCCGAAACCCCAACGCACGCGGCCGAGUACAAGUACAAUACAAACAUCGACGAGAGAUUGACAAGUUCUACGAGCUGCCAAAUGCUCUGCAGGCCCGGCUGCCUGGUUGUGUCCGUUCCCUACUAGGUAACAGGCGUUCAAUCAAGGUUCGAGUCACAUAUGACCAAAAAACGCAGCAGGUCCUGGCCAAGAUUGUCAAGGCCCGCGUGGCAGAUAUCCACCUACAUCUUCCCACAUGCCCACUCGACUGCCGCCUUAGCAUCAAUCUAGAAAUGGCAUGGGAUGGAUCCGUUGAGGAAUUGGAAAGCGUGGCUGUCGGCCAUGCAGAUAAGUUCCCUGACCGGAACAAGGACCGUCUCAGCUACAAGCAAAAUCACUACCAGAUCGACUUGACCCAAGUGACGCAAAUGAUGCCUGGUCCUGGAAACACCUCACAGAUGAGCAAGGAACACGAACUGGAAAUAGAGUUAUCACCCGAAAUCGUUAUCGAUCAACAACGCCGCGCCAUGAGGAACGAGCCGCAUCAAUACCAGCAACUUGUUGAGGCAUUCGUCGACAACGUCCGCGUCCUCGCGCGCAAAAGCCGCGAAUUUGUGUAA
This is a messenger RNA of Colletotrichum paranaense, 2595 nucleotides long. RefSeq names its product mRNA-capping enzyme subunit beta. The transcript has 3 exons. The coding region runs from base 1 to 2595 and encodes 864 amino acids. Gene Ontology annotation, molecular function: polynucleotide 5'-phosphatase activity. Gene Ontology annotation, biological process: 7-methylguanosine mRNA capping; polynucleotide 5' dephosphorylation. NCBI's taxonomy places the organism in Eukaryota, Fungi, Ascomycota, Sordariomycetes, Glomerellales, Glomerellaceae. The record is from RefSeq and is a predicted model, not a curated record. Gene Ontology annotation, cellular component: mRNA capping enzyme complex.